AUGAAAGAUGUUUGCAGUUUGAGAGUUAAGAAUGUUAUCGUGUUGGCUGUUUUGUUUCUGGUGGUAAUGACAUUGUUUAUGGCUGUUUUGUUGGGAGUUUUGCUUUCGAGUUUCGAAUAUGCUGAGAGAAGUGAUAUAUCGGAAACUACUACAAGAGUGACGAGGGCUAUUAUGGAUGAUUUCAAGAAUCAGAUGGAUAUUCUGUUGACUUAUUCUAAUUGGGAUUCUUCAUAUUACCUCAUGAAAACUUAUUCUGUAGACCAAAUGAACAAGAGACUAAACGUUUCGUAUGGAAAUAUAGACCACGUUGAAGAAUUAACAGGUGCCAACUUUAUUGGAUACUAUUUUCUGAAUGGAACCGUUGCAGGAAAAGUGGGAUAUGAUUUUGAAAGUAGAAUGGCUGUUCCAAUGCCAACAGAAAUGUAUCAAUUACCCUCCUUUCUAAUGGAAAACAUUCAGAUACUUUCGACUAUGAAUAUUGGAUAUUGGACAUUGAAAGAUGGAACUUUGUUUUUGGUAAUGGCAGCUCCUGUGCAGUGUAGUGGUUGUGGAUUUACGGAUACACCUGGAAUUAUGAUGUGGGCUCGGUAUAUUCGCUCAGUUUAUGUUAGUCAGGUUUCGAAUAGAGCUCAAGUGUGUAUUACAAUGUAUAAUUUGCAAUCUGGUAAGGAAUUGGAUUCAGAAUUCACUGCUGUGUGGAACCAAAUCAAAUCCAAGCCAUACAUUUAUCCUAAUUCAAGCAGCAUCAUUAGUGAAUGGAAAAAUACAGACCCAACACUUAUUCGAAUGGGAAAUGUAGCCGAAAGUGCAAAGAAUCAAAGAAUUUGCUUUGGAAAUGAUUCAUCCUCCACAGGAGAACGAAUUAUUACUUAUCAAACCUAUCAGGAUAUUUAUGGACAACCUUCUUUCGUAUUGAGAACUGAUUUCUCUCGUUCUGUAAGAGAAUUGGGACUUCAGAGUUUUGGUUGGUCGUAUGGAUUUACUUGUUUGGUUGUUAUUUUGUCAUCACUGAUUAUUUUCGUCUUGAAUGAAGUAAUUGUUGUGACUCCACUUGUGAAUUUAGGUUACCAUUUGAGGAAAAUUAUGAAAAAUACUGAAAAUUUGGCAGAUUCUACAAUUCCAGUGAAGGGGAUUACAGAAAUUUCAACACUCACUCAGAGAAUUAAUACCAUGUUGAGAGUGGUGGCUGCUUCGAGUGAACAAAUAGCCAAGAGAGGAAACUUGUUAGAACAAUUGCUGGAAAAGGCAUCUUUGGAAGAGCAAAAAACAAGAAUUCUACUGAACAGUAUUUCAGAUAUGGUAUUGGCAGUGGAUAGAAAAACAGCAAAUGUAACAAUGGCCAACACUGCCUUUUUUAACAAAACCAGAUAUUCCCAAAAAGAUCUUGGUUCCAUUUCUAGAUAUUUGAAGGAAUUUUCACAAGAAUCUGAGCUAUUAUCCAAGAUUAAUCAAUUGGUACAAUCCUCAAGAGACUCAUGGGAAACACAUCUCACCAAACCAACAAGUGAAAAGAUACCAGUCAAGAUUUCUGCCAAAUUAAUUCAAUUUCCAAACAGUGAAAAGUCAGAAUGUGAAUCUUUACGAGAUACCUAUCUUCUCGUAUGUAAAGAUUUGAGUGAGGAAAAGAAAUUGAAAGAAAAGAAACAACAAAAUCAACAACUUCUCGAAUCUAUCAAGCUCAUCAUGGAAUUUGAUAAAAUGUUCAACAAUACUCAACUGAGACAGGAAUUUAAAAAGCAGUGCGAAAAGGAAAGAUCAGUGGAAAACUUUCUCUUCUUGGAAACUGUUGAGCAGUACAGAAGAAUUCCCAAUGCACAAGAUCGUGUCGAGAAACAACAGCAAGUUCUCAAACAAUUCAUUGAUCCUAGUGGAGAUAAUCAUUUAAAUAUUUCAGGACAAGUUUUGCAACAAUCAAAAGUGGAAAUUGAGAAUGGUUUGGGAAGAUACGAUGCCUUGGAUAAAUUGGAAACCUUUGUGCGAGAUAUGGUCAUAAAUGACACUUGGUUCAGAUAUUGUCAACAGAGAAAGUAG
This is a messenger RNA of Naegleria gruberi, 2031 nucleotides long. RefSeq lists its product as uncharacterized. The transcript is spliced from 2 exons. The coding region runs from base 1 to 2031 and encodes 676 amino acids. NCBI's taxonomy places the organism in Eukaryota, Heterolobosea, Eutetramitea, Acrasida, Naegleriidae. The record is from RefSeq and is a predicted model, not a curated record.